AACCCAGCMCAGCACAGCCUAACCCAGCSCAGCACAGCCUAACCCAGCACAGGCCAGCCCGGGACAGGCCAGCCCAGCCGUGCCGAGCCCGCCAUGGCCAUCGCGCACAUCGCCACCGAGUACGUGUUCUCCGACUUCCUGCUGAAGGAGCCGCCGGAGACGCGCUACAAGGGGCUGCGGCUGGAGCUGGCGCUCGACAAGAUCGUCACCUGCAUCGCCGUGGGGCUGCCGCUGCUCCUCAUCUCCCUCGCCUUCGCCCAGGAGGUCUCCAUCGGUGCUCAGAUAAGCUGUUUUGCACCCAGCUCUUUCUCCUGGCGACAAGCUGCUUAUGUGGACUCCUACUGCUGGGCAGCUGUGCAGCAGAAGCAACCAUCCCACAAUAACUUAGAAAACAUACCCCUGUGGCUGCAUAAAGUAAGUACAGGUCUCCAUCUCCUAGCAAAGUUAUUCCCACCUAGAAACCUGCCUUUGCCUCGCUUUUCUUUCUCCUCUGUUCUGCUGUAGUCCUUGCCUUUGACU
Molecule: messenger RNA, 519 nt
Organism: Malurus melanocephalus (red-backed fairy wren)
Lineage: Eukaryota; Metazoa; Chordata; Aves; Passeriformes; Maluridae
Product: pannexin-1-like
Exons: 2
Coding region: 94-504 (136 amino acids)
Biological process (GO): positive regulation of interleukin-1 production; monoatomic cation transport
Molecular function (GO): channel activity
Source: RefSeq, a predicted model, not a curated record